Messenger RNA from Aspergillus brunneoviolaceus CBS 621.78, 1647 nucleotides. Its product is annotated as transferase family protein. The transcript has a single exon. The record is from RefSeq and is a predicted model, not a curated record. Gene Ontology annotation, molecular function: acyltransferase activity, transferring groups other than amino-acyl groups. Lineage: Eukaryota; Fungi; Ascomycota; Eurotiomycetes; Eurotiales; Aspergillaceae. The coding region runs from base 1 to 1647 and encodes 548 amino acids.
AUGGCGUGCCACGAAACCACGAGAUUGACGUGCGAGAGGCUUUACCCAAGCGCAAAGCUAAGCUCCGAGCGAAUUGUGCCACUGUCAUUAUUGGACGCCACCACUGCGGACUACCUUGCGACUUGCGCGGCCUGGCUCUUUGAACCUCCUGCACGUGAACGCCAAUCCGACCUGGUGGACCAUCUUCGUCAGUCCCUUAUCAUCGCCCUGGACGCUUAUCCCCACUGUUGCGGGCAGUUGAAAGCAGUGACCACAGUCAGCGAUUGUACAGUACCUCACACUCAACGAUUUGGUCGCGUGUCUGUACAGUAUGGCACUUCUGAUGAUCCAGGCGUCGAAUUUGUCACUGCACAAUCUUCCGUGACAUUGGAUGAACUCCAUCCUCUCUCUCGGACAGCUGCACAACCUUUGUGGGACUGCAGUGAUACACAUCUGAGCGAAUUUGUGCCCUCAACACAACUCGCUAAUCCACUCCGCAAAUCUGGGGCCCGAGAAGACGGCGCCUCUCCACCCGUGCUGGCGAUUCAGCUUACUCAACUCAUUUGCGGAGGGUUCGUCCUAGCAGUGAAAUUCGCACAUCCACUGGCGGAUGCACAAACUUUGGUACACUUUGUCAAGGACUGGGCAAGCAUUAAUCGGGCGAUACUGCGCAAGAGUCCUCUUCCUGUCUUGACCCCAGUCUUUCGACCGGACCAGAUCGAUGCUCUGGCUGCAGGCGACAUCAAUGCGGACACGCAGGAUGAGACAAUUAUCCGGCAGACUGAGGACCUACCAAUUCAUCGCUAUGACUGGUGGAAUCCAGAACCUGGAUCUAUCCGGCCAUCUGACGUCCCUGAAGCAUUCCAGCACGAUGUGAUCGUCCCGGCAGGCAAAUGCAUACCCUGGUCCGAAUGGGACCAUGAAGCUCGCGUAUCCUACUACGUCCUACACCUGACCCAGUGCCAAGUAGACAUCAUCUACGAACAAGCGGGAGGGUACACCAAUGGUCGAAUAAGUCGACACGAUGCCGUCUUGGCUCACAUCUGGGCGUGUAUCAACCGCGCGCGGCAGAUGCACGACGACAACGGCCCAGUGUAUUGCGAUCUUACCUGUGGAUUGCGGCCGGUGUUCCAUCUCAGUGAUGCCUUUCUGGGGUCACCCAUACUGAUGGUGAAUGUGAGCAUGACGGGAAAAGAGGUGACCACGACAACUACCACUACCAGUGGAGAGGAGACCCUCUCUUUACCCCACAUCACGCAGCGCAUCCGCGAGACCAUCACACUUGUCAACAAUCCAGCUAGCCUGGGAGCUUAUUUACACCGGCUAGCGUUCGAAAAUUCUCCGCAGCGCAUCUGGACAGGGUUCCUGGGUCGACGCCACACGAUGGUGACGACGUGGGCACGUGCCGGUCUGUAUGAGGUUGAUUUCGGGCUGGGAUACGGCGCAGAAGGCAAGGUUCGCUACGCCGAAGGUGUUCUCUCAAACCUGGAUGGGCUUGUCUUGAUCAAGGAGGCGCCACCCGCUCGGAUCCCAGAGAUGGGAGAUCCCCCGUCGCUGACUACUUGGACAGCGCAUGGUGUGGACAUUUCAUUGCAUCUUCGGACAGAUGACAUGGAGCGGUUGCUUCGAGAUCCAUUACUGUUUCCCGGAAUGCGACUUAAAGAGUGA